Molecule: messenger RNA, 182 nt
Organism: Racocetra fulgida
Lineage: Eukaryota; Fungi; Glomeromycota; Glomeromycetes; Diversisporales; Gigasporaceae
Source: the annotation of a GenBank genome assembly
UUAUUCCAGCAGCAGCAGGCAUAGUAGUUGAAGUAGUAAUAUCAGGUGUAGUGAUUGCUAUAGUGGUAGCAAUGGUGGUUGCUGUAGUAAUAAUAGAUAUGGUAGCUGCUGUGGUGUUAAUAGGCAUAGAAGUUGUAUUAGAAAUAAUAGACAUAGUAGUUGCAGUAGUGAUAAUACUGUAG